Molecule: messenger RNA, 2763 nt
Organism: Linum trigynum
Lineage: Eukaryota; Viridiplantae; Streptophyta; Magnoliopsida; Malpighiales; Linaceae
Source: the annotation of a GenBank genome assembly
CUAAAACCCACAAUAUUUGUGUCAAUAGUUUUUAAUUUGUAAUAUUCGUGGUAAAUUAAAAAAAAAAACAAUAUUUGUGUCAUUCUCCCCGUGGAUAUCUCUCUUCUUUUUUCACUUUUUUCCAUGAUGACAAUAAGUGGGCAGAGACUUUUUGGUUUGCACUCCACUCCCCCACACGCAUACUUCCCUUCCCUUCCCUUCCCUUUACGCUCUUUCUCUCCACCUUUCCUCCGCCAAUCCUGCCGGCAAAGUGACUGGAAAAUGCUUCACCAUCCGCUUCCUCCGCCGUCGCCCACCAGCUCAUCCGUUUCCUCUUCCGAUCUCGACACCGAGUCAACAGGCUCGUUCUUCCAUGACCGGAGCACCACACUAGGAACCCUAAUGGGGGUAACGUUCCCCGCCGCCGCCGGAGGUGGCCCUCCUUCUACAUCAGAUCAACUCCAAUCAACCCACCAAUUCGCCACCCCCGCUGGCACGAAUCCCAAUUCCAACUCCAGGAAGCAGAGGAGGGCCAGGAAGAGGAAAAUCCCGCCGGCGCCGCGGCCAGCGACCGCGGCGGCGGAGAGGCGUAGGAGGUGGUGGAGUCUGUGCAGGGACGCGGAGGCGAAGCCGGCCUACUCGCUGGGGGAGUUCCUCGAGGUGGAGAGGAGGUACGGGGACGCCGCCUUCUUCAACGCCGAGGAGGAAGCUGCCGCGGCGGCGGCGGGUGCGGAGGUGGAGGGUGGGUUCGUCGGGCGGGCGUUGUUCGCCGACGGGAGGGUUUUGCCACCUGCAGAAGCUGUUGGUGGCGGUGGGGCGUCGUCGUCGGCGGUGAGAGGAGCGCUGAGCAGAUUUCCGGUGUCGCUGACUGGGAUCUGCAGUGGUGGUGUGGGAUAAGAUAAAAUAAAUAAUUUAUUACUUUUAAUUCACCAACUCCGAAGAUUUGUUUAUUUGGCUGGAUUUGUUAAUUUCCAAUCGUUUGUGGACUUAAUCUUUUGGAAUUGCUCUGAAUUUAUUUGGUUUUUUGUUGAGAAAAGAUGAGGAAUAAUUCGAAGUGGGAUUUAGUUUUGACUGGUUAUUUUGAGAAGAUUGAUUGUGAUAGUAGAAGGCAAAAAACAUUGAUGGAGCUAAUUGCCUGGUUGCAUCUGAUAUACAAAAAAUUCAGAGGAGGAAAUCAGAGUGUGUCUUGUGGUUUGGCUUUAUUCCGGAGAAUAGUUUUGUCUAUGUUUCCUGAUAAGCUACGUAAAAAUAAAUCUACACGUUAUCGUGUCAGCUUCAUAUUUGACCAUGAGUUGUUUGUUACCAUUGAUGUAUGUAAUGCGCUCCUUUGGUGUGUGUGUGUGUGGGGGGGGGGGGGGAUUGGAACAUGAGGUGAUGAUUUACCAGAGAAGAAAAUGAAGGAUAUGGUGUACGGGUGUGUGUUUUGUAGUGUUUCACUUCACAGCAUGGUUGUCACGCAGGCCGGCGUGCUACUGGUUGAACCUGUACCGGUAAUAAAACCGGUAUGACACCAUCAGUAUGACCGGCAUGAUCGAUAUACGAAUCGCUAAGUAAAAUAAUCUUAUAUUAGUGAAUUUAUUUGAUAAAAAGUAAUUUAUUAUUUAUUUUAUGUGUUAAAAAGUGAAAUGUUGAUGUUAUUUGUUGUAUUCAAGUACAAAUAUUUAGGUAUUGACGUUAAAUGGCGUGCUUAAAUAUAAGUAUUUGUAAAUUAUUUGUAAUAUUAACCGGCAGGAACCGACACAAACCGGUAUGUACCACCGGUCGAACCAUUCCACUUGCUAAACCGGCAUAGUAGCACAAACCGGUUUGACAACCUUACUUCACAGACGUCACAUGACUUGAUAAUGGUGGUGGAGGAAAAAAGGUGAAAGGGGAUAGUUUUCUUUUUGUCGAGAUAAGAGCAAUAAGAAGACUACAUACACUGCCAAAAAAAAAAAAAAAAGAAGACUACAUACACUGCCAAAGGCUAUGAUGUGGGGUAACACUAGCAUAUGAUAUGAGUUGGCAAUAAGUUCCAUCAUUUCACCAUCUCCAAUAGUUAGUUGGAUCCAAAUCAGGGUCUCUGUAAAAAUCUUAUCAACUGUGCUGAGGUUUUAUGUUCCGAGUAUUGUCUGAAUGAAGAAUCCUAUGUUGAUCUUCAUAGUUUAGUGUUUGCGAUGCAGAUAUGGUGUGUAGUAACGCCGUUUAUAUUAGUCGGUUAAUUGUUACAGUAUAGUCGGUUAUUGGUUAUUUUGUCGAUUAACUUGAUAAUUGUUUAGCAAGUGAUUCGACAAGAUUAGACCAAAAUAACCGAUCGAUAACCUAACCAACAAAAGAUAUCCUCAUAUUUUCAAUUGUGUUUUUGUAGAUUUGUUUUAUGUGUUCUUUCGUUUUAAAGUUUUAUCAUUCAACAGGAAAUAAUUUAGCAUAGAUAUCAAUCAAUAAUCAACACAAUACAAUACAAGUACACGAUAACAUCAUUAUGCCGUCAAAUUUGAUUAAAGAAGUAGCAAGAAUAUAACACCAAACAACAAUUACUCAACUCAUAAACCUCACCAAAUUGCAUGGAAGCUUAAACGUUGCUUAUCGUUGUCGAGCUAUUAUGUACAAAUCCAUCUUUCUAGAGCCCUUUGAUUGUCAUUUCAACCUAUGUUGCCACUGUUACAAGUAGGAAAGACAAGGGAUCUUGAAGGCCGUCAAACAUCCUAUUAUGUUCGGCCCAUAUUUAUGACUCAUCAAGGCCUAUUAUUUCUAGCCCUAAGUGUUAGGAUGAUUAUAAUAGGUUAAUCAAUUAACUAUUUAGUU